AUGAUCAUCAAGAAUAAGAAAUCAACCACAGCACUGAUAUUGAUUUCAACAGUUUUAUUGGUAUUAUUCAUAAAAAGUGGUUCACAAUUCAAAUCCAUUGCAAGUAAACAUGCUCAAAAAUUAUAUCUCAAGUAUUCAUAUAGUUCAGUUGAUGAUUAUAGAAUCGCUUCAUAUUCAAACGAUGAAAUGGAUCAACUUCGUCGAAAUUUAUCUAUACAUUUCCCAUAUAAGAAAAACACUGAUGAGAUACCGAGAAAUAUAUGGCAAAUAUGGAAAUCUGAUGAUGUUACAACUUUAGAUCAAGGAUUACAAAAUUUGAUUCAUACUUGGAAAGAUCAAGAAAAUUUCACAUAUACAUUAGUUCAAGAUACUAAAUUAGGUGAGUUUCUUCAUGAUACUUUUAUUGAUACUGCACCUGCCGUUUUAGAAGCCUUAGAUAAGUUACCAGAGAUCAUUUUGAAAACAGAUUUUGCUAGAUAUUUAUUAAUGUUUGUCUAUGGUGGUGUUUAUUCAGAUAUUGAUACCAGAGCAAAUCAAAACAUUACAAGUUGGUUAUCAUAUAAUAAUACUAUAACGCCAGAUUUACCGAAUCAGAUAGGAUUAGUUAUGGGUAUUGAAAGUGAUCGUGAUGAAAAAAAUUGGUAUAGAGAUUCAAUGGCGAGAAGAUUACAAUAUUGUCAAUGGACAUUACAAUCUAAACCUGGUCAUCCAAUGUAUAGAGAAUUAAUUGCUAGAAUUGUUGAUAUAACCUUAAAUGGGUAUGAUACAACUAAUCAAAUAUUACACACAAAAGAUGGGUCCAAGUUUGAUUUAAAGAAAAGUUCAAGUACGAGAUUAAGUGGUAUUUUACAAUGGACUGGUCCUGGUGUGAUUACUGAUGCAGUAUUUGAUUAUUUGAAUGAUGUUUAUAAAACAAGUGAAUUCUUAGAUCCAGAAUUAGAUUUCAAGAAUGAUAAAAUGAUUGAUCCUAAUAGAAAACUGAAUUUGUUUUCAAAAGUGAAGUAUGAAAAAUUAAGAGGUUAUAUACAUAAUGGGUAUGAUCCAAUUGAAAGACCAUGGGGAUGGCAAAAUUUGACUAAACAAGAGAAGCCUAUCCUGUUUGAUGAUGAUGUUUUACUAUUACCACGUAAAUCGUUUGGUAAUAUAGAUGGUGGUCAAUUAGAUUAUGUUAAACAUUUCUUCAAAGGUACUUGGAAGAAUAACUAG
Messenger RNA from Hansenula ciferrii, 1206 nucleotides. Its product is annotated as glycosyltransferase family 32 protein. The record is from RefSeq and is a predicted model, not a curated record. The transcript has a single exon. Gene Ontology annotation, molecular function: alpha-1,6-mannosyltransferase activity. Gene Ontology annotation, biological process: protein N-linked glycosylation. NCBI's taxonomy places the organism in Eukaryota, Fungi, Ascomycota, Saccharomycetes, Phaffomycetales, Wickerhamomycetaceae. The coding region runs from base 1 to 1206 and encodes 401 amino acids. Gene Ontology annotation, cellular component: mannan polymerase complex.